This is a messenger RNA of Lolium perenne, 3473 nucleotides long. RefSeq lists its product as uncharacterized. Gene Ontology annotation, molecular function: protein binding. The record is from RefSeq and is a predicted model, not a curated record. NCBI's taxonomy places the organism in Eukaryota, Viridiplantae, Streptophyta, Magnoliopsida, Poales, Poaceae.
AACACACGAAGUGACCAUGUGCCAAAAGCCAGUUCCUGUCCAAAUUCCGAACACUCGAAAAUGAUUGGAUAGGCAGCCGCUCCACACCGAGAAAGCCGACAUGCGGUCGCCUCCAUCCUCAAAAGCUUUUGAUUUCUGAGAAGCGACAACAACUCCGUAUCUCAUCUGUGGCUUCGAUCUAUUUCCCCCUGCGAUUUUCCGCCACCACCUGUCCUGCGACAAGUGCAGCACGCCACCUGUUCGACGAAAUGUGCCCGACCCAGGCAGCCACCGAGCUCUUGGUACCGGGCGGCGCCGCGGGCGAGACGGCGUCCCACUCCGGAGGCGAGGCGGCCGACCACCUCAGCGCUCUCCCGGACGACCUGCUGCACCACAUCCUAUCGUCCCUGAGGGCGUGGGAGGUGGUGCGCACCUGCGUGCUCGCGCGGCGGUGGCGCCACCUCUGGGCGUCCGCGACCUGCCUCGACCUGCGCACGCGCUACUCCACCCGCGACUUCGCGCCAGACCAUCUGCGCGGCUUCGUUUCCCGCCUCUUCCUCUCCCGCAACGCGUCGGUGCCCGUGGACACGCUCCGCCUGCAGUCGAGCGAGAUGAUGGGGGCCUUCUCUGAUGACGACAGUUCACGCUGGAUCAGUGUUUCCAUGGAGCACAAUGCGCGGGUCAUUCAUGUUGUCGGACAUCGCAGAUUCCCUGCGCUGUUGAAGGGCGUCUCCUUCGUCUCCUGCCACCUCAAGAUCUUGAAGCUGUCCUAUGCCAGGCUUGACCACAGGAUCCUUGGGCAGCUCUCUUCUAGUUGCACAUGUUUGGAGGAACUCGAUCUUAAGGAUUGCUUAGUCACGGGUGAUGAGAUUGUCUCUGCUUCUUUGAAGACUUUAGUCAUGCUCAAAUGCAAGAUCGACAGGGACUUCUCGGUUGCUGCUCCGAACCUCGUACAUCUGCGCCUCAUCAUGCCUUACGGCCGGGUUCCACUAUUAAAGCACCUAGGGUCACUGGUCACUGGAACUAUCAUAGUCGACGACUAUUUCUUGAGAGAUGACAUCAGUGAGGAUGAUGCUUAUGAUGAAACCACUGAUGAUGAUGAUGAUGAACACAUUACUGAUCAAGAGGAUUCUGACGAAACUACCGAUGAUGAUGAUGGUGGUGAUGGUCCUGAACACAUCAUUGAUCAAAAGGAUUCUGAUGAGACUGCUGAUAACCGUGAUAAUAGCAAUCAUGGUUCUGAACACAUCACUAAUGAAGAGGAUAGCGAUGAAACCACUGAUGAUGAUAAUACCAGUGGUGGUUCUGAAAACAUCAAUGAUAAAGUGGACUGUGAUGAAACCGCUGAUAAUGAUGGUUGCAAUUGUGGUUAUAAACACAUCAUUGAUCAAGAGGAUUGUGAUGAAACCAGUUAUGAUGAUGACGAUGGUUGCAAUUGUCGUUUUGAACUCAUCGGUGAUCAGGAGGGUUGUGAUGAAACUACUGAUGAUGAAGGCGGUGAUAACGAAAUUACUGCUAAGAGAGAUAACUAUAAGAAUGACAAUGAUUUUGGAUGCAUCAGUGAAGAUGAUAGUUUUGAAGAAAACACUGAUGAGGAAGAUGGUUCGGAUAACACUAAUGAUUCUAACAUUGGAUAUGGGUGUGGUGGUCACAAGGACAAUGGCCAUGAUAGUGAUAUGGACAGUGAUGACAAUACCUAUGAGUACAGUGAGAUUGCAAAAGAGGCAAAACACAUUUACCAUGCUGGCAGUCAGAGUUCUAGUAAAGAUGCCAACUAUCAUAGCUAUGAAAUCAAUGAUAGUGAAUAUUUGGGUGGCCAAAACAUUCUUCGGAGUCUUUCAAAUGUUACAAGUUUGGGAUUGUUAACUGAUGCUGGAGAGGUGGUUCUGAGUAGGGAAUUGAAAAGGUGUCCAACUUUUAGCAACCUGAGGACCCUGUCCCUUGGUGAAUGGUGCAUGGCUUCUGAUUUCGAUGCAGUAAUUUUCCUGCUGCAGCAUUCACCUAAUAUAGAGAGGCUUUUUCUCCAACUUAAAUUGAACUUCGACAUAAGGAGCAGAAAGGCAUUGCAAACAGGUAUCAAACUACAGGGAAGAUCAUUUACUUGCAAAGACCUUCAGAUCGUGAAGAUCAAAUGCUCAAAUGAUGAUUCGAGAGUCCAUAAGUUGGCGAACUUGUUCAUUGCAAAUGGUAUACCCCUCGAGAAGAUUUUGGUCCGUCGGAGUGGGAGUGCUUAUCUCCGUGCCCAGGAGCUGACAAAGGAAGCCUUGCACCAACUGAUGUUGUUCGGGCCAAAAUGGACUAACACGAAGUUUGUCAAAUUCUUGGAAAGAUCUACCCUGGUGACCGAGAUUAGGCGUUGAACAUUGAUCUCCUCCUGGAGGGGGUAUAAGUGGUCCUUGCUUGGAUGUUGUUUCAGAGUGUCGCAGCCAGACACCUGAUAUGCUAUCUUCUGGUUAUGACUCAUGAAAACAUGGAAUCAUAUUGUUUUCAGGAUGGAAUCGUAUUGUUUUCAGGAUGUCGAGAAUGUUGCGCAAGAUAUAGUUACAAACUCUGAGAUGCAUUGCUCGCCUUGUCAAAAGGGGUGCUUCUUUCAGGAGUACACAAGAUGCAUUCGUGUGAAGUCAAACGCACAUGAACGGGCAAGGAUGUAGCGCCCUGUGAACAGAUAGUUAGGUCAGUGAUGGCCUGCAUUCUUGCACAAGAUGGGAGAAACUACGGCCUGUAGGUAGGUGGAAACGUACUCCCCAGGCUCUGGUGAAUUAGUGGAACAACCGGCCAGGGUUAAGCCACCGCCUGGGUUUCUCAAGAGCAAACUCCCAAUAGCAUCGACAUCUUUGGUACAUCACAUGCCCGGUAAAACUUAGCUUAAUUGCUUGCCACUAAGUUGUUCCACAAGUUAGAACAAUGCAGAACACAUCCAAGUUACAACAAUGCAGAACAAUUUCUUGUUGGCUUACUUCUGUGAAGAAUUACUCCCGAGUACAACCUCAACACCUGCACGCUGGGUUAGCUGAACAACGCCGGUUACAGGCAAGUUGUCAAAAUCGUUUGGCUGCUCUUCACUGCAAAAACAAGUUCCUUCCAUCUUCAUCAAAUCUCUCGCAAAUCACAUCCCAUCUAUGUGGCAAUCGGUAUUUGUUACAGUUUAGGUACUCCAGAACUCGAGGUUUGACUGAUCUCAUCACAAAGGGCGCGUUUGGUUGCCUGGGCUGAAAUCGUGCACCACUGGCGCAGCGAGAUGGGCGCCCUGCGCGAACGGGCCGCCGGCCACUUUUGGCCUAUCGUUUGGUAGCCUGUGCUGCACCGGUCCGAACAGAGUUGCAAAUUGUUUGGAUGCUUGUACACAGCGUUUCAUCUAUGUUCAGCCACAUCACAUAUGUUUGGUUGCUAUUUUGGGCAUCCUAACAACAGAUUCUCCUCACCACAUUCAAAUAUGGUAACCUUACCAUCAUAUAACGGCACACAAAUAGCUCAAACACGAUCAUAAGAACAAC